UCUGCGGAAUCAUCUUCGCCACUGGUUAGCUUGGUUUUUUGUAAUGCCAGGAUGCUGAAGCCUUGAGCUUACGGUCUAUCGUCACCAACUGUCUUUGACGAAUCAAGGCAAAAUCAUUUGCUUCACAGCGGCGCACAGUAAUGGUUUCCUCUGCGGUCUCUUUAACUCGACUAUUGCUUGGAUGUGCUUGUUCUGGGUUCCUGGGGCUCCGUCUGGGAAAGUUCAGCGAAGCAUGCUCACAUGCCGUAGUAACACAGGGAUACUGGCUCCCAUUUCUCUAUAAUGAUCUUGGGCCGGCUACUAGGGAUCGAGACGUGAUCGCUACUUUAACCAGACCACCCGGUUUUACCAGCCAUCUAUUAAAGGCCGGAGAGCUUUCAAACAGCUAUGUUAAGACUAGUAAUCUUUAUGUGUGUGUGUGUAUUUUUAUUUUUUUUAUCGGUUCUUCCAUGGUAUAUCCGCCUUCUAAGCCUAGGAUAGAAGAUUGCAAAGGCCCAAACAACUUUUCCACUUCAGACUCAGGAUUUAAGUUGCUGACUUCGUGGACUGUCUUCUAUUUGAAAAAUUCCAUACAUAUACCACUGGCACUUGAUCUCGUCGGUGGUUCUGUAUACUGAAUCCUCUUAGACCUCGAGUCAACUUUGUGAGGUCGGCUUUAUACAAACAGUAAGAGAACUCACCCAUAUCUCGCAACUGACUUGGCUGUUGGUUUUAUAAUGGCAACACGACCGAAGUAAAGCAAAAGGAGAAGUUGUGUUUGCCCACCAGAUGAUCAGAUUCUGAUACUGAUGCACUCAGUUCUGUCAUUGA
This is a messenger RNA of Aspergillus ruber CBS 135680, 810 nucleotides long. RefSeq lists its product as uncharacterized. The transcript has a single exon. Lineage: Eukaryota; Fungi; Ascomycota; Eurotiomycetes; Eurotiales; Aspergillaceae. The coding region runs from base 141 to 617 and encodes 158 amino acids. The record is from RefSeq and is a predicted model, not a curated record.